UGAAAAUGAUUAAGUUUUCGGUAGUGAUUUUGGCACUUGCCGGUGUCUGUCUAGCCUACGAACAUCAUGGCUUUGUGAGCGAAGUGAAGCACAUCCCGUACAAGUACUUUGGCGGCGGUGGUGGUGAGAUUGGCGGUGGAAUUGGUGGCAUCGGAGGCGGUAUUGGAGGCGGUAUUGGUGGUGGAAUCGGUGGAGGAUUCGAGGGCGGUUACGAGGGUAAGGACUACUAUGCCUACCCGAAGUACAAGUUCGAGUACGGAGUUAAGGACUAUCACACCGGUGAUCACAAGAGCCAGUGGGAAGUUCGGGACGGUGAUGUUGUGAAGGGAGAGUACACUCUGGAUGAACCGGACGGUUCCACCCGUAUCGUGAAGUACCACGCCGAUAGCAAGAACGGAUUUGAGGCUGUCGUCAAGAACAUUGGCAAGGGAGGUCUGCAGCAGGAGGGUGGUUCGAUCGGUGGAGGACAGGGAGGAUUCGGUGGUGGUUAUGGAGGAUACGGCUACAGCUACAGCAAGCUGAAGAAGUUCAACUAA
Molecule: messenger RNA, 536 nt
Organism: Anopheles maculipalpis
Lineage: Eukaryota; Metazoa; Arthropoda; Insecta; Diptera; Culicidae
Product: ctenidin-3-like
Exons: 2
Coding region: 6-536 (176 amino acids)
Cellular component (GO): extracellular matrix
Source: RefSeq, a predicted model, not a curated record